Ogataea angusta is the source of this 924-nucleotide messenger RNA. RefSeq lists its product as uncharacterized. Gene Ontology annotation, cellular component: box C/D methylation guide snoRNP complex; nucleolus; small-subunit processome. Gene Ontology annotation, biological process: box C/D sno(s)RNA 3'-end processing; rRNA methylation. The record is from RefSeq and is a predicted model, not a curated record. Bases 1 to 924 code for a protein of 307 amino acids. Lineage: Eukaryota; Fungi; Ascomycota; Pichiomycetes; Pichiales; Pichiaceae. The transcript has a single exon. Gene Ontology annotation, molecular function: rRNA methyltransferase activity; RNA binding; histone H2AQ104 methyltransferase activity.
AUGGCAUUCUCAGACAGAGGCGGCAGAGGCGGCAGCAGAGGAGGUCGUGGUGGUUUCAGAGGAGCCCCAAGAGGCGGAGCCCGUGGAGGAAGAGGUGGAGCCCGUGGAGGCAGAGGUGGUGUUAGAGGUGGAAGAGGCGGUGCCAGAGGUGGAAGAGGUGGUGCUCGUGGAGGAAAGGCCGGAGGAAAGGCCGGAGCCAAGGUGAUAAUCGAACCACACAGACAUGCGGGCGUUUACAUUGCAAGAGGAAAAGAGGAUUUGCUGGUGACCAAGAACCUCGCACCAGGCGAGUCUGUGUACGGAGAAAAGAGAAUAUCCGUCGACGAGCCUUCCAAGGACGAAUCAGCCCCAGCUACCAAGGUCGAGUACAGAGUCUGGAAUCCUUUCAGGUCCAAGCUUGCCGCUGGUAUCAUGGGAGGACUGGACGAGCUUUUCAUUGCUCCUGGCAAAAAGGUGCUUUAUCUGGGAGCAGCUUCCGGUACCUCUGUUUCCCACGUCGCUGACGUUGUGGGACCAGAAGGUGUUGUGUAUGCUGUUGAGUUUUCGCAUAGACCGGGCAGAGAGCUGAUUGGUAUGGCCAAGAAGAGACCAAAUGUCAUUCCUAUCAUCGAAGACGCUAGACAUCCGCAAAAAUACAGAAUGUUGAUUGGUAUGGUGGACGUUGUUUUUGCCGACGUUGCCCAGCCAGAUCAGGCCAGAAUUAUUGCCCUGAACUCGCAUCUUUUCCUCAAGGACAAGGGAGGAGUGGUCAUUUCCAUCAAGGCCAACUGUAUCGACUCUACUGUUGACGCAGAAACCGUUUUCGCUAGGGAGGUGCAAAAGCUCAGAGAGGAGAGAAUAAAGCCUCUUGAGCAGCUUACCUUGGAGCCUUACGAGAGAGAUCACUGUAUCGUGGUUGGAAGAUACAUGAGAAGCGGGUUGUAA